This is a messenger RNA of Morus notabilis, 1677 nucleotides long. RefSeq lists its product as uncharacterized. The coding region runs from base 1 to 1677 and encodes 558 amino acids. The transcript has 3 exons. NCBI's taxonomy places the organism in Eukaryota, Viridiplantae, Streptophyta, Magnoliopsida, Rosales, Moraceae. The record is from RefSeq and is a predicted model, not a curated record. Gene Ontology annotation, molecular function: nucleic acid binding.
AUGGAAGUUUACAUCGAUGAUAUGCUUGUAAAAAGUGCCAGGGCCACCCAGCAUGUUGAUCAUUUGGGAGAAAUGUUUGGCGUAUUGAGAAGAUACCACAUGAAACUAAACCCCCUGAAGUGCGCCUUUGGAGUUGGAUCAGGGAAAUUCCUUGGUUUCAUGGUCAGUAACUGGGGGAUAGAGGCUAAUCCCAAAAGGAUAAAAGCCUUGCAGGAUAUGAGGUCUCUAACUAAACCAAAGGAGGUGCAAAGGUUGACAGGAUGUGUCACUGCUCUGAAUAGAUUCAUAUCGAAAGGAACGGAUAAGCCCCCGAUCCUCUCAAAACCUAUCCCUGACAAGGAGUUGAGCCUACACCUCUCCGUGUCACAACACGCCGUGAGCUCUGUGCUAAUAAGAGAGGAAGAAAGGUUCCAGUUGCCGGUCUACUACGUAAGUAAAAGACUCCUCGACGCCGAGUCAAGGUACACUGAAAUGGAACAAAUGGCCCUCACCCUGAUGGUAGCGUCAAGGAAGCUUCGGCAUUACUUUCAAUCCCACACAAUACGGGUUCUUACAAACCACCCGUUAAGACAGGUAUUGCAAAAGCUCAAAACUUCUGGUCGACUUCUCAAAUGGUCGGUGGAGCUAAGCCAGUUUGACAUUAAGUAUGUACCAAGAGUAGCAAUCAAGGGACAGGCGCUGGCUGAUUUCCUGGCUGAGUUCUCUCAUAGACCGACUCCUGCCACACGCGAAGAAGUCGAGAUGACGAAGUGGAAGCUCUAUGUGGAUGGAGCGUCGAACAAAAACGGGUCAGGCACCGGCAUCCUGUUGAUCAGCCCAGAAGGCCACAAGAUUACUUCGAUGGCUCGGCAUCUUCAGCGACUCUCAACUGGUCGUUGGACAAGUAAACGAGGAAUACCAAGCGCGCGGCAAAAAAAUGGGUGUAUCUUGAGAAAGGUGAAGGAGGAGCUCGUCAAGUUCAAAAGCUAUGAAAUAAUUCAAAUACCACGAGCUGAGAACACCAACGCUAACGCCUUGGCAAAGCUAGCAUCUUCAAGGGAUUUCGACAUACUAGGGAUCGUUCCUAUCGAAGAAUUGGAGCGGCUGACCAUUGAGGAAAAAAUUGAGGCCUUGACCAUCCAGACGGAUGAGGGUUGGAUGACACCACUUAUCCAAUAUCUAACAAAUGUAAAGCUACCGAAUGAUAAAGACGACGCCAGACGAAUCAGGUAUAGAGCCACCAGGUACCUAUUGUACGAUGGUUUGCUUUACCGACGAGGCUAUUCAAUGCCUUUGCAGCGGUGCCUAAACGAUAGCGAAGCCCAGGAGGUCCUCCGGGAAAUCCAUGAAGGAGGAUGCGGUAAUCAUACUGGGGGGCAGUCUUUAGCUCUUAAGGUUUUGAGGCAGGGGUACUAUUGGCCUACGCUUAAAAAAGACGCGUUCCAAUACGCUCGACGCUACGAUAAGUGCCAAAAAUAUGCUACAAUUCCUAGAGCACCCCAAGAAAACCUAACCCCCAUUCUCAGUUCAUGGCCCUUUGCCAAAUGGAGAGUCGACUUGAUCGGGCCCUUACACCUCGCACUGGGAGGCUUUAAGUUCACCAUCGUUGCACUAGACUACUACACUAAAUGGGCAGAGGUAAAGGCUCUAACAACGACCACAGAAGCAGCUUGCGCCAACUUCAUGUGGACGCACUAG